Messenger RNA from Prorocentrum cordatum, 816 nucleotides. NCBI's taxonomy places the organism in Eukaryota, Dinophyceae, Prorocentrales, Prorocentraceae. The record is from the annotation of a GenBank genome assembly.
CGUCCCUCCGUCCCUCGGAUCCGUCGGAGCUCCCCUGGAUGGAGCGCCCCGAUGGAGCGCCGACUGCUGGCCGCGUGCGGCCCGCGCACUUUUCUUCGCGGGGAUGACGUGUACAUGUCGCGCGAUUGCGCGGUCAGGGUGAUCGGCGCCUUCGCCGACGUCGCCAAGCCGCCUGGGGAUGCCGCGAUCGAGCGGACCCUCUCUCGUUACCGCGCUCAGGACGACGUGUCUGGCCCGGGAGCUAGUGCGCCAGCUGCAUAUCACAUCGAUGCCGUGCCCGAGGUGCUCAAGCUCAUGCGGGUGCACGUCGGCCCAGAGGAAUGGAGCAGCGUUCACCGGCAGUUGAGGCGCAAGGCGACUGCGGAUCUCCUGUCCUCGGAGUCGGGCGACGACGGCGGCGAUGAGGAUCCAGAGCAUCCAGCCUCAGGCGUUCUCGAGCAGGUUGGUGAGAUUCAUGAGGGCGCUCCAGUCGUUGCCAUGGGCCCCCCUUCGGACCCGGACGGCAUGGAGGGUGCCAGCUUUGAGGAGGUGCUAGCCGCAUAUCGGGCAUCACAGGAUAAGGUUUCGCAACUAGAGCAGAAGCUCGCGGCCGCUGGGAGAUCCAGGAGGCGGUUCAGAAUGCUUGCGAAGGGAUGGAAGGCCCAGGCGGCAGCCGAGACACGCCGUCGGGAACGUGGCGAGUACAAGGCGGGUUCGGGCCGGUACAUGAGCAUUCACGGCGGCAUGACUCUCGCGAUCAGGAGGUGCGCUACUUCAGGCUCCCGCGGCCCCGCGGCUUGAAUCAGGGGCCAGGGGCGAUGGGCAUGAUGGGCACGG